CGCCGCGCUGCCGUAAAGCAUCUGGAGGCGGUGCACUGAGAUGGCGACGAUUGGGCUCAGGGCCGGCGGAGGGGGAGCAGUUGGGGAACACGGGGCUCGCGUCUGAGCGUUGGCCGGGAACGGCAGCGAAAGGGACUGUCACCUUUGUCCCCGUGGCGCUGCGGUGCUGGGACGGCUGUCCCCGGUUCCCGACCCUGCCAGGCCUUCACCCUUCCUCUGCUUGCAGGAUAGCGUGGUCCCCGCGGCGGGGCCGCUCCAGCUCCUGCUUUCUCCCUCUCUUGCCUUCAGGGGAAGCACGCAGCGAGAAAGGAGAUGUCGGAUAAAGGGAGCAGCAUGGACGGAAAGACGGACAUCGCGAAUGGUGAAGGCAGCCUGUCCAGCAGCCCGGAGGAGAUGUCAGCCGAGGAGGGCCGAGAAAUUUCUUCCGGCAUCGAGGUGGAGGCGUCCGACGUCAGCCUGAGCCUCACUGGAGACGACGUGGGGCCCAACCGCACCAGCACAGAGAGCCGCGACACCGACACCGAGAGCUCUGCGGAGGAGAAGGACUCUGACAGCAUGGACGACACGGGCCACUACUCCAUCAACGAGGAGUCGCGCACCCUCGACUGCUCGCACUCGGAGGAGGAGGAGGAGGAGGAGGAAGAGGAGGAGCAGCGAUCCCACCGCCGAGCUCAGCGCAAACGUGCCAACCACGACCGAGACUCCUCGGACGACGAGCAGGCGCUGGAGGACUGGGUGUCCUCGGAGACCACGGCGCUGCCGCGGCCCCGCUGGCAGGCCAUCCGCGCCCUGCGGGACAGGGAGCUGGGCUCCAGCCCCCGCUUCGUCUACGAGGCCUGCGGGGCCCGGCUCUUCGUGCAGCGCUUCCGCCUGCAGCACGGCCUGGAGGGCCACACGGGCUGCGUCAACACGCUGCACUUCAACCAGAGGGGCACGUGGCUGGCCAGCGGCAGCGACGACCUCAAAGUGGUGGUGUGGGACUGGGUGCGGAGGCGGCCGGUGCUGGAGUUCGAGAGCGGCCACAAGAGCAACGUCUUCCAGGCCAAGUUCCUCCCCAACAGCGGUGACUCCACGCUGGCCAUGUGUGCUCGGGACGGGCAGGUGCGGGUGGCUGAGCUUUCGGCCACGCAGUGCUGCAGGAGCACCAAGCGUGUGGCACAGCACAAGGGAGCUUCUCACAAGCUGGCCCUAGAACCGGAUUCUCCAUGCACUUUCCUAUCAGCAGGUGAAGAUGCUGUCGUCUUCACCAUCGAUCUGCGACAAGACCGGCCUGCCUCGUGAGUAUCCCCCUCCUGCUGCAGGUGGGGAUCUGUGGGCUGUGGGUCUCUGCCCCAUAGCCGUCGUAUCAGUGUUUGGGUGCCCGCUUUCCUGCUGGACGUGCAGUAUUUGGGGGCUGUGACGGCACUGAGGGGCACUGGGAGGUGAUCAGAGAGAUUCUGCUGCUUAGCAGGAGCAGCGUUGGGACCCCAGGCGGGUUUGGGAUCGCUGUGGCUGCAGUCCUCAUUAAUGAGUCUGCAAUUAAACCUUGUCCUCCACCAGUGUGGAGCGCAGGUAGGGAGCAGCAGCGCUGCUGUGUGUCCCCACGCAGCCCCUGCGCUGGCAGCUCGCUGUGUCCCCACCUCAACUCAUCACAUGGGCGCUAUCCCAAUUAAUCAAACACCAGUAACGAAGGAGCAGAGAGUUUGGCCCU
Messenger RNA from Lagopus leucura (white-tailed ptarmigan), 1690 nucleotides. RefSeq names its product DDB1- and CUL4-associated factor 8-like. Gene Ontology annotation, molecular function: protein binding. The transcript is spliced from 6 exons. The record is from RefSeq and is a predicted model, not a curated record. Bases 313 to 1281 code for a protein of 322 amino acids. Lineage: Eukaryota; Metazoa; Chordata; Aves; Galliformes; Phasianidae. Gene Ontology annotation, cellular component: Cul4-RING E3 ubiquitin ligase complex; cytoplasm.